Molecule: messenger RNA, 5205 nt
Organism: Schistosoma intercalatum
Lineage: Eukaryota; Metazoa; Platyhelminthes; Trematoda; Strigeidida; Schistosomatidae
Source: the annotation of a GenBank genome assembly
CGAUGAUCGAACACAGAGAGUCGUCUAACGUCCUCAACUCGGAGAGACCAGGUUUCACAAGCAUAGAGCAAAACUGCUCUCACCGACGCGUUGUAGAUCCGACGUUUUACAACCAGACUAACAUCACGAAGGCGCCAAAGAUGGUCCAGAUUGGCAUAAACCGCUCUGGCUUUCACUAUACAUGCAUUGAUCUCAUCACUCACGCCACCACCAGCACUCAUAUAACUACCCAGAUACACGAACUUCUCGACUAUUUCUAUCUGCUCCGUUGUUGAAAGUUAGGAUUGAUGGAAUUUCAAUUUAGGAAAAUUUGUCACAAAUUUCUAACAUGAAUAGAUACUAAUAUAAUUAUAGAAAUAUUCUUUUCAUUUAUAUUGUUGCCAUUCAUAAUUCAUAUAAUGAAAUCGAUCAAAAAUAAAAUUACAAAACUAUCAAGGAUAUUCUAUAAAGCUAUGAAUCAUAGAAAAGAUCGAGAACUAGGUGAAAUUUCUUUGAAUGUAAUGAAUAAUUAUUGGAACUCAGUGAGAAAUACACAAGUUUCCUAUACCUCUUUUAACAAUAAUUUAUAAAUGACUUAUAAAUAGACAUACAUAUAUAUAUAUAUAUAUCAGACGAAAAAAUUCGCUAAAAAUUUCCUUCAGACACACUAGUCAUUUAUUUGGUUUUGGCAAUAUACAAUUUUAACUAAGUCCCAUCCCCAUAUGUUAAGGGGUUAGAACAAACACUGAUUAUAGACGAGGUAGCGUGAAAAAUUAGAAAAACGUUCGCCAGUACUCGAGGCUGAUUUUUUUCAUUGAGACUUUGUGUUACUGAAAUACUUUGUUUUGUCCUAAUUUUUCAUUGGCUAAGGUACCCCAAUGGUUGUUGAGAGAACCAUAUAGAGACACGUAGCGGUUGGUGUGUCUAGUUAUGUGUGUAUAUUUACGACAAAUAAGCCUUGACAGAGAAAGAGAGAGAAAGGAGGGACCACGUACAAUGAAUUUAGCCUGAUCCAAGAUGGCUCUCUCAUUUUAUUUGUCUCUCAUUCACUAGUUGUUUUCAUGUCUGUAACAAACAUGCCCGAAAAUUAAACAACAGGCUCCGCGGCCUAAGUGCGGUCAUAAGCUCAGGUUAGUAAAGCAAGAGACCACGCUCUAUGAUUGGUUAAAAUUAACUAACUUAGCAUAAACCAAUCAGAAUGAUAAACUCCGACCUGCAGUUCGAUUUACCGACCUUGGUUUUUCUUUCGUCCUUUGUAAACUAGCUGUCACUAAAACAUAAAGAGGGUAGAGAAUAGAAGGAGAAUUAUUUGGACCCCUCAUUUAAUUUUAGGGCGUGAACAAUUUUAUUUUCCCAUUUACAGAGAAAACUAAUCUGCCUUAUCGCCCCGCGUGGGUGAUACAUGAUAACACUAAUGAAAUGUUCGAUUUUUUAAACCGGUUAGAUACCCUCACAUGAAACCAAUGAUUGUAGACUUUCUAUGCUUGGAUUUAACUGUUAUUAUUUUUAAACAAUAUUUCAAAUAUCCUGUAACUCGGAUUACAAAUUAGCAUUUGGAGUUUCACUAAAAAUACAUACAACUAUAUUUGUGGAUAUUAUAAAUCUAAAUCACAAUCAUGCUUCAUCGACCUACUCUCAUGCCUGCAUCAAUGAAAUCAUCUUCAAAAUUCAAAUUAUCUACUAAUUCAAAACAUUCAUCUCAAUCAAGUAAAAUAGAAAGUCCAGAAUUGAUUCAACUACUUAACUGUGGUGAUGAUGAUGAUGAAAUAGUUAUUGUAGAACCUACAGAUCCAGAUGAAGAUCGUAUGAAACAGGAAGAUACAACAUUUGCUGAUGUAUCAAACAAAGAACAAGAAGAUUAUGCGGAGGAAGAUUACAAUGGGAAUGAUGGAGAUAUGAAUUCAGAUGACUCUCAUAUGAAAGGUGAAUCUCACAUCCCAGUGUCAAAUAUUAAAGUGGAUGAAGCCACUGGAAAUGCAACUCCAGUGACCGUAACCACAGAUUCGGUUAAACCUAUUGGAAUUUUACCUCUGAAUGAUGUGAUUCACAAUUUACUCACAUGUACACCACAUGUUGCUCCCACCAUACAAAAUGUUGCACUUCAACCUAUACUGUCGGGUAAAAUGAAUGGAUCGGGAAGUGUGCAAAUGCCGAAUGUUGUUUCCAAUGCAUUGCCUACAUUGUGGCUUCAUUCUCCUGUUGUGAAUUCAACGGAAAUGAUGAGUAUGCCUAAUGUGAAUAGUGUGACAGAUUUGGCGAGUAAUAUUGUACAGAAUAGUGGGACUGCACUGAAUCCACUUGUUGCUGCUGUGCUUGUGAAUUGUGCCACAGUGAACAUGAUAAGUCAGCUAGCUGGAUCUAUGUGUACUCCGCUGGUGAACAGCAGUAUGAUCGAUGGUAAUGUUAAUGGUAGUAAUGUGAACAACAAUAGUGAGCACACUAGUAGUGCUUGUAGUGUUAGUAGUGGUAGUGUUGGUGUUAGUAGUGGUAGCAGUGGAGUCAACACAGUAACAAUCCCUACAGCGUCAUUACUUCCCAAUUUGUUAUCUGCCAUUCCGUUGUCUACGUAUAUUUCGGGAUUAGGACUGAAUACAACUGGAGGUAUAAUUACUUCACCAAAUAGUUUGUGUAAUGUUGGUGUUACUAGUACAGCUGUCUCGUCUGCUGCAACCCUUAAUAAUAAUAAUAUUGGUGGUAUGAUUGUGACACCAUCGAAUGUUGAGAAUAUUACAGUUUCUUUAUCAUCUGACCGAAGUUCUAGUCAAGCUGAAUACUUACAUGUUUCUGACGAUAAAAGCACUCAGCGUCCUGCUGGGCGUGUAAAACGUUUCAAAUGUCCUAUGGUUAAUUGUCAAAUGUCAUUUCACAGUAGAUUUAAUCAAAUGGAACAUAUACGUACACAUACCGGUGAGCGUCCAUUCACCUGUCCAGAACCUCAUUGUACUUCAACAUUUAAACGUAGACGUGAUCUUCGUGAUCAUUGGAGUAUGCAUCUCUUAGAUUGCCCACCAUCAGCUACAUUGACUGAAGAAGAAUUCAAUAAAGCAUUGAAAGAAGCUGAUGAAAAAUAUAACGCAAUGUAUAAUUGGGAAACGUUCAAUGUAAACGCUUCAGUUAACAAAGAUAAUAUUACUGGUAGUAGUAAUAAUAAUAGUAAUGACAACAAUAAUGAUGUAAAUACUGUAAAGUCCGAAUCAUCUCAGUCAUCCGUGGUAAUUCCUGACCCCAGAGCACUGUUUAACAUUAAGUCUGUUAGUGAAUUGGGUAGAUAUCAUUGUACAUAUCCUGGAUGUGAUAAAUCGUAUGCUAGACGGCAUCGCUUGAACCAACAUAUAUCAACACAUACUGGCACUGGUCCGAUACCGUGUGAUGCACCGAAUUGUAAUGUCAGGUACUUUUCAGAAGAGGAUUUAAAGAGGCACAAAUUAUCUCAUCUUUAUGCGGCUGAUAAGGAUUCACGGCGUCGACAUGCUUGUACAUAUGCUGGAUGCGGUAAAGCCUAUUCAAAGCUAAACAAACUCAAAGAGCAUUUACGAUCACAUACAGGUGAAAGGCCCUACGUCUGUCGUGAACCUGGUUGCGGUGCUGCAUUCAUCCGACUAUACGGUGUUAAACGUCAUGAAUUAACACACGUAUUCGGCCGUAAACGUGCUGAAAGACUGUCUCAAAUCCCUAACACUAAUAGUAUGACUGGGACUAGUUUUGAUAUUUCUGACCCAAGGUUGGAUAUUCAGAACAAUCCAGAAAUAACUACUAGUUCACCAUAUAUCUUACCAAAGCCGGAACCAUUGGAAACAAGAAAUGAGAUAUCGAUAGCACCAGCUGUUAUGAAAAAUCGUCCUCUCCCAGCUAUUGCACCAAAAUCGAGUGUAUCUCUUCCGAUGCGUCCGAUUUCUCCUAUAAGUGGGAAUCCAGGAAUGAGACGACCACAUAUCUGUCCAUUUAAAGAAUGCGGUAAAGCAUUCCCAAAACUGAAUAAACUGCGUGAACAUAUAUGUCGACAUACAGGUGAACGACCAUUUGUGUGUGAUCAGUGUAAAGCUUCAUUUGUCCGUAUGUAUGAUUUACGUCGUCACAGCAAUAUCCACAUUCGUGGUGCACAACCAAGGAGUUUGUCACGUUUUCUCACAACUCCACAACAAACAAAUGAAACACUUGAAUCUAUUGUCACAAACAGUCAAAUUUCUGUCAGUACUGCUCCCAAUACUGCUACUAUUACUACUACUCACACCACUUAUACUACUACUAAUACUACUAACAUUAAUACUAUUCCCAUUGUUACUACGACAGUUUCUGCAAACGGUCUUAUUUCAGAUACUACAAAUUCCACCAUCUCUACUGUUCCUGUUUCGAUCAGUAUUCUUAAAGUUGGAGAAGAGUCAGAACUAAUCAAAAUGGAAGAAUUUAUUGAACAAUCAACAAGUCUACAACCAUGUGAUACUGAUGAUCAGGUAACAGAUUGUAUUGAUAAAUAAUGUCACUCACCUUGGAUCAUUUGAUUUUGACGAUUAUUUAAUAUAAAUGGAAUGAUCGAUAACAUUUUUGUACAAAAAAUUAUCCACUGUUAGUUGUCGCUGACGAUGCAGUAAUAAUGAUUGUAGUUGAUUCAUUAAUUUGUACUGCUUUUUUUUUCUACAAAUGCCAUUCAUUCAUUAACCAACCAACUAUUUGUAUGUUCACCAGUUAUUAGUAUUAUCAUUUUUUUUGGUAUUUCAUGUGACCUUGUAAUUUCAUUGACUUGUUUUUCAUUUGAUUUUAUCGAUAAAUUAAUGUCUGAUUUUAAUUUCUUGCCUAUCAUAAAGUAUUGAUUAUUUCUUGAUUCAUUUUUGACAGUCAUAACUGGUUUCUUACUGAUAUAUAUGCAUUACGAUGUCAUUAUUUCUUGAUAUCGUUUGGAAUAUUUCACAAUGUGAGAAUCCAACCAUUAUUUUCAUUCAAUUUGUAGGUUGUAUUCUUUUUAGAUAUAUCUUAAUUGGCGUACCAUUGGAAACGAAGGAGUACUGGAUAACAGUUUCAUUUUAGUAUGGGACACCUCGACAAAACCCAUCUACGACCUCAUUAGAUAUAGGAGGCGUAACCUUCAAAUCUUGUGAUUACUAAAUAAAGUAUUUACAUCGGAAGAACGAAGAGGAAAGCUACCAUAUCGAAGCACAUCCCACAACAGUUGAAAUUUCAAAAUCGUCCAAAAUAAUCAAUACUCAACCCACCUCGAAUUUAUCAGUGGUU